UUUACCAUUUCAGGCCGCUACUCCCCACCUCCCCACCUCUCUCCACCCCCGACGGCAUCCUUUAUGAGCCAGGCUGGGCAAGCCUGUCGCCGACUGCCGCUGUUUAAACGUGGAGGGAAGGACGCGUCUCUAUUGUUACGCCGGACGGAGAAAUUGACCCUCCGUCGACACCUCUCUAGUCGAGCCCACGAAAGGAGCGACUGUGUGUUUCUUCCCGAGUCGCCGAUUGAAAGAAACUUGAUGUGAAGCCGACCCUUUCAAUUUUGGCAGGAAACGGCAGCGACCUCGACUUCGGUGGGGAUGAAACCGGGCGGGCUUAGCAUGGAUACCUCGGAUCCCGCAGAGCCCACCGAAGUAGCAGCGGCGGAGUCCUCCGUGUCCCAAGACAACGCAGUACAGCAGCCCGCGUCUCUGCCGGAGCAAACCCAGAAUGAUGUUUCGCCCGCAGAUGUCACCAAGACCAACGGGGAACCGGACCACCAAGUCAAACUCGAAGCUGUUGCCUCCAAAAAGCAGCCUUCCACCACAAAAACACAAACUUCCUUAAGAUCCAAGACCCAACCUUGUGCCGCUGCCUCCCACCGCCCUGUAAAUCACGCGCAGUCUUCUACCAACAAUACGAACUCGGGUGAUAAAACCGCAGCCAAAUCAUCUGCGGCGGGGGCGGUGCCCAAAAGACCAGUGAGCGUCGCGACGGUUGUGCCCACCGUCAAGACCCCGACCAGGGUGCUCCACAAGAGGCCCGCAGGAAGUGGCCCAUCCCGGACUGCGUCGGGUGCGACUGCAACGUCGGCGACGAAUGGUACCAGGCCCGCAACCCUCGGUGGAAGUCGCAAUAAGAGGACGGCCGCCGACAAUGUGGACGCAGCUCGAGUCAAAAGUUCCGCUGCGAGCAGACCAGCUGCAUCCACUGGCCACAGACCCUACACUUCAGUUGCUGCCAAAGUUGACAGCGGUGCCGUUCCAAAGACCAGCAGGCCCGCUUCUGCUCCCUCAUCAUCUCGAAUGGCAACAGCUGCAUCCAAGGCUGGUAGCAGCACCGUUGCAACCAGAGCACCCACUAGCGCAGCGGCGGCUGCUUCCUCAGGAUCUCGAGCAGUGCCAUCAACGUCGAGAGCCGGUAACAGUGUUGCAUCCAAGCCGCCCAGCAGUGCCGGUAGCAGAACCGCUCCAUCUCGAGUUACCACGGUUCCCCCUGCUGGCAGGACCGCAGCAGCACAGCCUCACCCAGCUGCUGCUGUCACUGGGAAGAAAGAUGUCAGUCGGCCACCUUCGACUUCGGUCACGAAAAGGCCCGCUGCUCCAUCAGCUGCCACCAAAAAGCCAGAACCUUCUCAACCUGGAGCCACCGGAAAGCCCCCUUCUACCUCCAAAUGGGCCGCGCUUCCCCAAAAAGCCGAUCCCAAGGUGUCUCAGAGUAAAGCGCAACAACCUGCAAAACCUGCUUCCGCCAAGUAUUACACUGCGGCCUCUCCCAAGGCUCCAGCAGCUAGCAAGCCACCCCUGGGAAGAACCCAGCAUGCUUCUCCAGCUCACAAAUCCACAAACGGCAGCGCCGCGCCGGUGAAGCACCUAACCAAACCCACUCAGGCAGUCUUACCCUUUACCGCUGGUGUCAAGAAAACAAAAGAUUCCAGAUUCAACCACUCUGUAAGGACACAGAGGGAUGCUGGUGCAGCGGUAACAAGUGCAACACCAGCGGUACAAGCCGCAGAACUAAUCCAGUCUGCACCCCAAGAACCAUCUACUGGUACCUCUGUGCCAGAGAUGGUCCCGCCCCAGGCUUCUACCCGGGACUCGCCACCAGAGGCGGAACCGCAAGUGACUGCUCAGAGCAAUUUGGCUGCUCUCUCUCCCCCGCGUAGCCCCGUUACUCCACCCUUCCCAGAAAUACAACCGCCCCGGCAACAAAGCGAAAGCGACGCUCCUUCGGCACAACUGGAGCAGGUCGCAACCGCUGUGGAGGUUCCGUCACCCCGAGUAGCCUCUCUGCCAGAGAUACCCAGUCAGUCUGUUAACGUGACUUCAGAUCAGACUCUCUCCAUAUGCAAACCCGUUACAACAGUUGUAAAGUCAGUCACUCAGGUAGCUCCGCCCAGCCAUCUCAACGACGACGAGGACGAAGAGGAAAGAGAGGGAAGCCAGCUGUGGUCGGUCUCCGAAAUGAGCGGGACGACACAAGCAACCGAGGAGUCGCGUCCCGGUUCGGCCGGACUGCUAAGCGGCUCCGCUUGGAGGGUGGGAGGUGCCGUCCCGUCUGAGCUGGACUCGCUUAGCGGGAGCCAACAGGGGGCGUCGGAGUUGAGUGCUCCCGGCGUCCUGGAGGGCACAGAGAGCAUGGACGAUCUUGGAGAGGGCAGCCUCAAAGGAGCCAUGGAGAUGGAAGGAGCCUCUGCGGGGUCGCCAGACUUUCAAAAAGUUCCCGAUAUCCCCUUUAAUGACUACGACGAGGACGAGGACGACGAAGACAGAGUGUGCGACAUGGACGUGGGCUCCGAGAAGACCGACGAGCUGCAGAGGCAUCGGCACGACAACGACGUGGAUGACGACGAAGAGGACGAGGACGUGGAGAUGGCGAGCGAAGCGGUAACCGAGAGCGGUCUGGAGAGCUACGGGAACGCCGACGAGGACGACUUUGCCGAGGAAGAAAGACUGGACAACUUAAACAGGUUGGUCCAGCUUCCCCCGCCUCCUCAGCUCCCAUCGGCUCCGGGUGCUCAGUGGUACCAACUCAACCCGUUUGCCGACCCCUGGGAAGAGCAAGUUCAACUCCCUCGACUGCAGCAGCCCCUUGAACCGGUCUCCCAGCCCGCACCGGCGGAACCUGCGGUGAGCCCACUGGUAGCCCCCCUGCAAGCAGACUCGGAGACACCAUCCCAAUCUCCCGCUCAGGCUUGUCUGGAAACAAGCUCUAAUCCUCAUGUUCCUGAAAACCGAGAUGCGUCGUCUCUGUCUUCCACUCUGAAGGAUGGAGCCAAAAUGGGCGCCGGACAGCGUUUCGCGGGGCCUCUGCAGACUCCAGAGCCGACUUCAUUCCCUGUAAGCGGCGAGAGCGUCACUCCAGAGGAACUUGGUGAAGGACAUGCCAAAAUUCAAGAAGCCCCCGUCACCUCUCCCCAGCCCGAUGCGGUUGCCCAUAUGGCGAGCGGUGACCAGGAGUUUAAAGCCCCGACCAUGCCGUCGGAUGAGGUUUUAAGAGGCGUGGUAAGCGCUCUCACUUCCAACCCUUCGUCAACUUCCAUAACGGAGGAUGAAGCCAGCGACACGGAGGGCGAAGCGCUACUCGAGGACUCUUUGGAGUCUUCGGCCGGGUUGAAGAACAACAUAACCUUCGAGGUCCAGCCCCCCGCACAGCGCGGACUCUCCACCGUCGAAGAAGCGGAGGAGUCCGAGGCGACCGGUCUGACCGACGACGCCACCCCGCCUUCGGCGACCUCGCUGGCGUCCUACGGCUUCGACUCCGCAACCACGGCCUCCAACGCCCAGUCCGCCGGCGAGGGCUGCAUCAAGAGUCCGGGUAUCUUCUCUCUGGAAGAGCUUCCCGAGGAAUCCAAGGAGCUCUGUGACCAAGCCCGAUCCGGCCUCACGGAGCAGCAAUACAUCGAGUGCGCUAAUCGGGAAGUAGGUUGUACGCAGCAAGAGCAAGGGUCAGAAGCGCCGGCUCUGAACGCUUUGCAGGCGACCGAGGAGAAGCCAGAAGACGCCCACCCCCCAUACUAUUCUGCAAUCUGUGAAAAGACUGACAACACUUUUACAGGCCUCACCCCGCAACAUCAUCAUCGCCACGGAGACCAUCGCGGCAUCACGCCCCGUCUGACUUGCGCGGACCUGCCCCCCCGCAAGGCCGGGCAGCAGGCGCUCAGCCCCCAGCUGCGGCGCCUGGAGCAGCACCAGAGGCAGCUGAUGGAGAUGCAGCAGCGGCGGGAGCAGCAGAGCAGACCCCUGGAGGGGGCCGAGCAGGAGAGGAAGAGGACGGAGGAGGAGGAACAGAGGAAGAAGAAGGACGAGGCGGAGGAGGAGAUCAAGAGGAACGAGCGGGAGGCGUGGGAAGAAAUAGAGGAGGGUGAAAUGGGAGAGGGGAGUGGCCAAUCGGGGACUGAGGAAGUCAUCAAUGGCGAGGGCAAAAUGUCUGCUGAAGAAGAGGCGGAGAGGCGCGAGCUGGAGUUGCGACUGCUGCAGCAACAGUCCGAGCUGAAGCAGAGGCAGCAGAUCCUGCAGUGGCAGCAAGAACUGGAGGAGGAGCAGCCGCCUUCCAACCGAGCAGUGGUCCUGUCCCCCUCAUCGGGCCUGUGCACCAUCUACGAAGCCCUGGAGAACAGCGACGAAGAGCCGGACGGCCGCCGUGCGGAUCGCAGCUCUCGGGAGAGGAGGUUGUCGGCAGACUUGAACAAUCCAAAGGAAAUCUCCAGCAACGGGGGCCGCUCCUCCCCCUUGGACUUGGACUGGGGCGCCAAAGUGGACAUGGUGCAGCAGCUGAUCAAUCAGACGUUGCUGCUCAACGGAGAUGGCUGCUCCUCCCUGCUGCUUCUUCCGGGGGGUGCGGGGGGCACCCUGAGCCCCCUGGAGAGCAGCCUGUGGCCCAGCCUCCUGCCUCCCAUCAGCCCUCCCUCGGCCACAGUGACUUCUGUGAGCAGCUUCUCCCCGGAGGCCGCCGGAAGCUCCCCUCAGGGGGAGUGGACAGUCGUGGAGCUGGAGACGCAUCACUAAGUAGGCGGGCGACUCCACGGAUACUCCUUUCACACAGAGUUGUACCCAGUGCUGGUUUCGUAUGUGCUCAACCAUUUUUAUGGUGCUCGUCGUCAUGAGUGUGAGCUGAAGUCCAUCCAAGCUGACUGGAGUGGUUCCCACUCGCACCGUCGGACAAUUCAGCAUCAGGUUCAUGUACUUGUAUGCUCUGUGCUCAGGCCAAAGCCAUGUCUAAUGUAACGAGAUGGCUUUGGAGCCAAGCUACAAUGUCAAAGUGAGGGAAGGGAAGCUUCACUUUGUCAAGACCACAGCUCUGGCUAAUGGGGGGCGGGGGGGGGUUGCUUUGCUGCCAUCUUGUGGCAUCAGAGGGAACCAUUAUACAGUUUAGCGGAUGUUAAUUACUUUUUUUU
This is a messenger RNA of Hippocampus comes (tiger tail seahorse), 5096 nucleotides long. It is a transcript of the gene prr36a, whose product is annotated as proline rich 36a. NCBI's taxonomy places the organism in Eukaryota, Metazoa, Chordata, Actinopteri, Syngnathiformes, Syngnathidae. The coding region runs from base 301 to 4707 and encodes 1468 amino acids. The record is from RefSeq and is a predicted model, not a curated record. The transcript has 6 exons.